This is a messenger RNA of Tinamus guttatus (white-throated tinamou), 621 nucleotides long. The record is from RefSeq and is a predicted model, not a curated record. Lineage: Eukaryota; Metazoa; Chordata; Aves; Tinamiformes; Tinamidae.
AUGAAGCUGGACAACAUAGCAGUGGAGGUUGGAUUUGAUAUGAAUGUGGAUGCAAUUCUAGCUCGAACAGAGCAGUUAGUGAAACUGGAAGGGGAUGCAGUGAUUGAAAAUAAGACUAUGGCAUAUAGCCUAAGAAGAAAGUUGAAGACUCAGAAAGAAAAACUUGAAAGUAGAGAGUUGCACAUAAAUCUUCUGCGGCAAAAAAUAUCCCAGCUGGAGGAAGAAAAGCAAGUAAGGACAGUCUUAGCCGUGGAGCGGGAUGAGGCCAAUCUCACUGUCAGAAAGUUACAUAAAGUGAUCGAAAGGUUACAGCAGCAGCUUGAUCUGGCAAAGGAAGCUAAUAUUGAUCUCAAAGCCAAGCUGUCUGAAACCAAUGAACUUAAGAUCAAAACUUUGGAGCAGAGCAGAACAAUAGAAGAACUUAAUCAGUCUCAAGGCAAACUGCAAAGAAUGAAACAAAAGGCUGAGAAACAACUUACCUCUGUCAAAUCAGAACUUCAUUUAAAAGAGCACGAAGCUAAUGAAGAUAAAGAAAAGGCCAAAAAUAUGAUGAAAGCACUUUCCAGUGAAAUGAAGGUGCUUAAAACAACCCUUGCAGAAGUAGCAAAGAGAGAGAGACAG